Homarus americanus (American lobster) is the source of this 1495-nucleotide messenger RNA. RefSeq lists its product as uncharacterized. The record is from RefSeq and is a predicted model, not a curated record. The transcript has 5 exons. NCBI's taxonomy places the organism in Eukaryota, Metazoa, Arthropoda, Malacostraca, Decapoda, Nephropidae. The coding region runs from base 63 to 710 and encodes 215 amino acids.
UGCCAGAGGAUCAGAGCAAAUUUCUGCUUCAAGACUGUUACAGGAGCCUCUUAUCAAGUGCAAUGAGUUACCUGUGGGUGUUGAAUGUAGGCUUGUUGGUGUUGUGGGUGGCAGGUGGGGUGGAUAGCCAUGGGCGGCUGAUGGAGCCAGUGUGUCGGUCGUCUGCCUGGAGGAAAGGCUUCAAUACCCCAAUUAACUAUGAUGACAACCAAUUGUAUUGUGGUGGCUUUGGUGUACAGUACAAACAAAAUGACGGCAAGUGUGGCGUGUGUGGCGACAAUUGGGCCGACCCCCAGCCCAGGGACAACGAGGCUGGUGGCACGUAUGGCACUGGACUCAUUGUUGCCAACUACACCAGGGGACAGGACCUAACAGUUGAGGUAAAUCUCACCAGGAACCACUUAGGAUAUUUUGAAUUCAGUCUGUGUGUCAACAACGAUGUCACCAAGAUCAUCACACAGGAGUGCCUGGACGAGCACCUCCUUGAGCACGCUGACGGCUCCGGCACCAAAGCUUACAUUUAUGCUGAUGAUCCCGAGUGGCAUAAAACUACUGUGAAGCUGCCAGAUGAUGUGGUAUGCACCCAAUGUGUUCUCCAGUGGCACUACCACACAGCAAACAGUUGGGGAGACUGUGGGAACGGCACUCAGGCACUAGGCUGCGGCAACCAGGAGAUUUUCCGUGGCUGUGCUGACAUUGGGAUCUACUAGUUACUGCAGUUAUUACUUCUCAUAAUGCCUGGGUUAAAUACAGGAAUGUCUGUCAAGUUUUUGUCACAGAUGGACUUCUAGUAACUUGUCACCUGGUUCUUCAGAAUGGCUUUUCCUAAGCUUUUGGUUGUCACUUCACACAUCAAAGUGGACAUCUCUCAUUUUUCUUGGGCCCAUAUAAGACUCCUGGCAACUUCACCAAUCAUCAUUUAAAACUAGUCUAAUAAAAUAAAUUUUAAUUCAGGAGAGGCCUUACCAGGGAAAAUAAUCAAGGAAUAGGAGUCCUGAAAUGAUGCGGAGGAUGACUUCAGUGCUGUACUGUACAGUAAUGUAUUGUAGAAGUGUCAAAAUAUAAAUAGUAAUACAACAUUACAUACAAAGAAUGUAAUGAUUUGGGUACAGUGUUAUGGCAAAGAGCGACCAUGUACAUUUAAUAAAAGAAUGGUUAGUAAUAGACUAAGAUUUAUCACAGAACAGUUUCUAGAACAAAUAUUUUAGAUACUGCCAAACUAAAUUCAUAAAUAUUAAAAAAAAAAAUACUACGUACUAUGAAUAUCACUAACCCUCAAAUACAAGGAACUAUUUCGUGUUUGAGGGUGAAUUACAUGAUCAGGAACCUGUGAACAAAACCGAGAAUUGAGUAAUAUGGUCAAUGAAGAGGGUAGGGAUGUAGUGUAUAUGUAAAACUGAUUCAUAGGUAGUAGGUACAUGUAGUAGGUAGCUAUCAAACAGGCAUUAAAUACAUUAAUAAAUAAUUAGUGUUCAGGAAAUUAACACACAAAGAA